AUGUCGGCUUUUCGUUGUCUCAUUUUGAUGGGAAAACACUUCUGCAACGAGAAGGCAGUGAAUGGGGCUUCCUCAGCAGAGGCUAUUCGAGAAGCCAAAGGAAGUUGUUUGGGUCGUGUCCCGUUCACGUCCGUGAUCGGAUUUGUGCUCAUCCUGGUCGGUGGUGGAGUUCUGUGUGGUUCACUCUACCAUGGCCUAUCACGCACGGAUACCUAUAUGCGCGAUCACUUCUUCCCCAUCUACUCACUACAGUAUCUACGUAUCGCUGCUGUGGUCAACGGAUCAGUGACCAUAGUCCUCGCAUUCAUCAUUGUCAUCUUUGCCACCCUGGUGACCAGUGCCACACGUGGUCGUAUCUAUCGUGGUGAUCGAUGUAUCAUGGGCGGUCGAUUAUCUGCAGCUAUGGGAGCCAGAGACGUGUGCACGUAUCUAUUUGUGCGUGUGUUUCUUGUUAACUCUGAUCUGUAUCCAUACCCGAUCAUGAUGAUAUGGGAUUAG
Messenger RNA from Echinostoma caproni, 498 nucleotides. The record is from the annotation of a GenBank genome assembly. Lineage: Eukaryota; Metazoa; Platyhelminthes; Trematoda; Plagiorchiida; Echinostomatidae.